UACUGGCGCACUGAACCGAGUCUGAAACAGCAACUGAGAAGAGGGGAAGGAGUCAGAGAGGGAAAGAGGGAAACCAUCAGAAAUGGAACACAACGGCGCGGCGGAGGCAGCGGCGAAGACGAACGGAGGAUCCCACGGCGAAGCUGGCUCCGCCGCCGCGUUCCAAAUGGAUGGGCUGAGGAAUUGCUUGAGCAGCUACCACGACGACGGCAGCGCCGAGACUCACAGGUACUUCCUGGCUCGCAGAACCGUCCUGGAGAUGCUGAGAGACAGAGGCUACUACGUCCCUGAAUCCGACCUCUCCGUCUCUUUGCAGGAGUUCCGCGCCAUUCACGCUCAGAACAUUGACAUUGAUCGUCUCAAGUUCUCCGCCACUCACCUGACCGAUCCCUCCAAACGAACGAUGGUGAUUUUCGGUGGAACUGGGGUGAUCAAAGUGAAUACGGUCCGUCUGAUCUCUGCUCAGAUUGUUAAUAGAGACAGCUUAACUGGCCUGAUACUGAUUUUGCAAGGCCAAAUAACGAAACAAGCCGAGAAGGCACUGAGGCUGUUCAAAUUCAAUGUUGAGAUCUUUCAGAUUACUGACUUGCUCGUCAACAUCACCAAGCAUGUGUUGAAGCCAAGGCACCAGAUUCUAACGAGCCAGGAGAAAAAGAAGCUCUUAAAAGAGUACAAUAUAGAAGAUAAACAGCUCCCCCGGCUGUUGAGGUCGGAUGCAAUCGCACGUUACUACGCGCUCGAGAAAGGACAGGUGGUCAAGGUGACAUACACCGGCGACAUCACCGAGUCUCAUGUCACGUACCGAUGCGUCUGGUGAACGCAUCCGUGUAAUGUAGCCUCUUGUAGAGUAUUUCAGUUCCCGCCAGAUGGGCGUGUUCCCUAGUUAGUCUUGCUGUUUACCAAGUCUCAUGAUCUGUGAAUAAUCCUGUAACCCAAGUUCUCCUGUGUUAAACAUGUUUGCCCCGAGGAUACUCGUUAGGGGGAUAUGGAUGGUUGUAAAAUUGUGCUUCUUGUGCUCGAAAUUCAAAAUCCAUGGAUUGGGCCAAGUGCGAGGCCUCUCGAUUGGGCCUUCAUGGCUACGCUACUGGGCCUGCCGAACAUCCACUCUCUGCAAGUAAAACAGGAAAUGAAAAGGGAAAAGGGAAAAUGCGUUCAUCAUCACUAGUAUAAACAACAUUCACAUAG
Messenger RNA from Linum trigynum, 1185 nucleotides. The record is from the annotation of a GenBank genome assembly. Lineage: Eukaryota; Viridiplantae; Streptophyta; Magnoliopsida; Malpighiales; Linaceae.